Molecule: messenger RNA, 1053 nt
Organism: Penaeus chinensis
Lineage: Eukaryota; Metazoa; Arthropoda; Malacostraca; Decapoda; Penaeidae
Exons: 7
Coding region: 1-1053 (350 amino acids)
Source: RefSeq, a predicted model, not a curated record
AUGCCUUUAAGUGCUGGGCGACAGGUGUCUCUGCGGGAAAAGAAAUUUACUGCGGCAAGUAUGGCAGAUGUUAUUGAUAAUUGGUCACAGAUUGAGUCCAAGCAGAUGGAGCGAGUUCGAUUCGAUGUAUCCAAGGACGAAUGUAUGUCGCUGGGAAGUAGGGUGAAGGAAAAAAUGCAGGAGCCCUUGGCGUGGAAGGACCUCGAUUACGACGUCCUAACGGGACUUGAGGUUGUUAGGACCAGCGAAUUAUCUUCCAUGGAGACACCUUUGCUUAGCGACCUUUCCUCCUCCUUUUCAUCCUCCUCCUCCUCCUACUCCUCCUCCUCCUCUUCCGUUUCACCCUCCUCCUCACUUUUUUUUCAUCCCCCCUCCUCCUCCUCCUCCUCCUCCUCUGGUGCUGCAUCUUUUUUUUCUUCUUCUUCUUCCUCCUCCUCCUCCUUUUCCUCUUCCUCCUCUUCUUCCUCUUCCUCCUCCUCCUCUCCCUCCUCUUCUUCCUCUUCCUUCACCUCCUCCUCCUCCACCUCCUCCUCUUCCUCCUCCUCCUCUUCCUCCUCUUUUUCUUCCUCCUCUUUUUCUUCCUCCUCCUCUUCCUUUUCUUCCCCCUCUUCCUCUUCCUCCUCUUCCUUCUCCUCCUCUUCCUGUUCUUCCUCCUCUUCCUCCUCUUCUUCCUGUUCUUCCUCCUCUUCCUCUUCCUCCUCCUCUUCCUGUUCUUCCUUCUCUUCCUCUUCCUCCUCCUCCUCCUCUUCUUCUUCCUCUUCCUUCUCUCCCUCUUCCUCCUUCUCCUCCUCCUCCCUUUUCCCCCCUUCCUCUUCUCUUUCUUCUUCUUCUUCUCCCUCUUCCUCCUCCUCCUCCUCUGCCACCUCCUCCUCCUCCUCCUCCUCCUCCUCCUCCUCCUCCUCCUCUUCCUCUUCCUCUUCCUCUUCUUCCUCGUCCUCGUCCUCGUCCUCGUCCUCGUCCUCGUCCUCGUCCUCCUCCUCCUCCUCCUCCUCUGUGUAUGUGUAUGAGAUUGUAUAUUUGUGUGUCUGUCCGUCUGUACGUGCUUAUCGAUAG